GAUUUUUGAGAUGAAUUGACAGAAAAAAUAUAUGAUUUUUAUUUUGUUUAAUGUGUUACUGUUUAAACUUACUUUUAAUUCUUAGUCAGGCAAUACCUGUCAUAUUAAAAUAUAUUAGAAACAAACUUGAAAAACUGAUUUUUGUAUUUUUAUGCACGCGUCUACAUAAAUUAGCUCUAUUUUUUUUAUGAAUGCUUUGAGAAUACAUUUUUCUUAAAUCAAACCAACGGCUAUUUAUUCGUUUUCCGAGAAAAAAAAGAGGAAAAAAAAUAUUUUCUUUGAAAAUGCCGUGUGUUUCUUGGUUUUUUUUUUUAUCCUUUAAUCAAGUAUAGAAUGAAGCAGCUGAAUGAUUCAAUGGAUUAGUAAAACAAAAAGUAGGAAUUAAUGUCAAAGUAAAUUUUUAAACUUACACGUAACAGUACAACUUUUCAUUCACGGUCAAUAAUUUCAACGGUUCUUCUAACUGUCGAUAGUUCUUGAUUAAAGAAAAGAAAGAAUACAAAUUUGCUAAUUUUUACAAUGCUCUUAUUUACGUAAUAAAUUCUCUUCUUUCUUCGGAUAGUACCAUAGUUUUGUAUAUUUAUUUGUUCAUAAGAUUUAUUUAGUAGAAAGAAUAAUGAUAGACUAUGGAUAUGUUCUCUUAUAUAGAAGGACAUCGAAUCAAGGCUAUCCUCUUAUUACAAACGAAGUGUGUAUUAAUUAUUGACACAACAAUAUUAAAAUAGAUUGAUCAUUUAUUUAUUAUCAGUACUUUUUUUUUUAAAACUAAUUACCCAUAAAAGAAAAGAAUGGAUUUCGGUACGGCAAGGACACUAUAACACUCAUUUUAAAUAAAUAAUGUUCACAAACAACAAGUAUUUCCACAUGUGUUUGUAUAUAUAUAUAUAUAUAUAUGUGUGUGUGUUUAAUUAAAAUAAACUAUUUGAUGUAGAAAAAUGGAAUGAAUAGAUUAUCUCUUUACAGGUUUGGAAAAUAAACUGAAAUUAUCGUUUGAUGAUAAUGGUAAAACUGUAAAGAAUAAAAUUGAAAAUCAAAUCUCUCAUGUAGAACAACAAAUACCGUAUUCAUUAAAUCCAUCUCAAAAAUUAUUAGUUGCAAAUUCAUCCCGAACAAACGAACGUGCAUCAUUUAGUUUAGAAGCAACGUUAGAUCAAGAAAGACAAUUUUCAAAAAAAUUAAAUGGAAAUGUUCAACAAGAAAAAGAUGACGAUGAUGGAAGUAGUGAUGAAAUUGUUUAUAGUUGUGCACUAUCCGAAGAAAAUGAAACUAGUUCUAAUUCGUCAAUGGAUGAUAAUGAAUUAUCAGAUCAAGAUGACGAUUCUUUACCAUUGGAUGAUGAUGAUGAUUCUGUAUUAAAAUCAGAUACAUCAAAAAGUAAUUCAAAUGGUGUAUCUCAUUUUCAACCAAUUGAAAGUACACAUGAAGAAUCGCAAAGGAAAACAAUUUUCAGUAUCGAUUCUGGUCAUGUUGUAUCAGAUUCUCCAUCUGAUUUAUCACCGUGUACAUCACCAUCAUGGAAAAAAAUUCCAGUAUCGAAUAUUCCAUCAAAAAUAAUCUUAUCAAACCGAUUUAAUUCGACUUAUUUUCGUAGUCCAUGUUUGAAGUGUGGCUCAUCGACUUAUAGUGACGAUGUUGUUUCUGUUGAAAAAUAUAAUUUUCAUAAACAUUGUAUAAUUUGUUCAAUUUGUGGAAAAAUGUUGAGAGAGAAUGAAUAUACAUUAUUUGAUAAAGCGAAUGAUGGAACAAUUCAAUUUUAUUGUACACUUGAUUUUUGUAAAAGACGUUUAAAACAAGUACAAACAAAUAUAGCGACAAAUAUUCAAAAUGAAAAAGAGCAAUUACAUUUAUCAGAAUCAUCACGUCUAUAUCCAAAGCUAAGUUAUUGUGAAAAAGAUAAUGCGGAUAACAAGAAUCGAAGAAAUACAACAACGUUAACCACUUCACCGUCGACGAUAACAUCAUCUAUUCCACAGCAAUCACUUUCAACAUCGUGGUCGAGUAGUUUUCGUUUAUAUCCGUCGCUUACAGAUGCUCUAUCAAAAAAAUCACACCCAUUAAACUUUGUUAAACUACCGUACACAGAUAAUAAUGGAGAGAAUAAUAAUGAACAUCAACGAUCAUUGUUCAACACAAAUAUUGGUUUUGAAAAGAGUGAAAUGUUUGCUGAAUCGACAGCAGAGUUGACACAACAUUUGGCAGCAACAACGUUGAAUAAAACAAGUGACAGCAAACAACGCUUUAAAAGAAGAUCUCGUGACAGACCAGAUACACCACCAAUGCUACAGACAGUCAUCAAUAAGACACAACAUUCAUCGUCAAAUCAACAGUCAGAAUUUGAUCAAAGUAAGUCUAUUGUAUGCAAUCAAUCAAUUAACCCCCUCCCCCCCAUAGUAGAAGACCACCUGGUCUUCUAUUUUGCCCGGGAAGUCGAAUUCUAAAGGUGGCCUUCUAUUGCGGCUAAGUUUUGUCGCCUGGUAGUAGUCCAACAGUAACCUCUCAUAUACUUGAAGUCCACCCACUAUUACAAGAACAUUUUGACGAAAUUUUUUGAAAAUUACCCUAUUUUGCCGAAUUUUUUUAGCGGCCAUAAUAGAAGAUCAGUGGUCUUCUUCUGGGGAGAGAAUUAGAAGCAGAGUUGGAACCGAUCUAAAACUAAGAGACCGGAUCGGACAGGCCGGCCUUCACGUCUUUUUAGACCGGUGAAAAACCGGCAAAAAACCGGUCGGUUUUCAAAAAUUUCCUAGGCCGGUGAAAACCUGGCCGGGUUGAGAACUUUUAUCAGUAAAACUAAAUUUCUUUAACGAAAACGGGGUAUUCACUAGCUUUUUCUUAUUUCUCUUAGUUUCUGUUGAAUGAAGACGAGAAAAAUGCUAAAAAUUCUGAAAACGGCAAAAAAUCGGUCGACACCGGUCGGUCUGAAAAGUUUUCUAGACCGGCAACAGACGGGCGGAGACCAGCCGGUCUGCUGGUUCCAACUCUGGUCGGAAGACCAUGGUCUUCUAUUUGGCUUUCAAGUCAUAUAAUCGGCAGUGGUCUUCUAAUAGAGGAUGGUCUUCUAUUAUGGGCAUGAAAAACGCGUAACUCUGCUACCGGAGUGUCUGUGUGUUACCGUUUUUUCUCUUUUCGUUUAUCCUAUAAUAUACGGAGGAAAUAUCGUAGAAAUCCUGGAAAGCGUCUUGUUUUGUAGGAUGAAGUGCGUUCUUCAAAAUCGACCACCAGCUCAAUUCGAAAUAACUGACGCUGUUUAUGCUAUACUUAAAGUACGAAGAGCCCCAAAAACACUGUCGUUUGGUUUUAGGGCUUUUAGUAUUUCGA
Didymodactylos carnosus is the source of this 3315-nucleotide messenger RNA. The record is from the annotation of a GenBank genome assembly. NCBI's taxonomy places the organism in Eukaryota, Metazoa, Rotifera, Eurotatoria, Philodinida, Philodinidae.